Messenger RNA from Vicia villosa (hairy vetch), 615 nucleotides. Its product is annotated as kinesin-like protein KIN-7D, mitochondrial. The coding region runs from base 241 to 615 and encodes 124 amino acids. The record is from RefSeq and is a predicted model, not a curated record. Lineage: Eukaryota; Viridiplantae; Streptophyta; Magnoliopsida; Fabales; Fabaceae. The transcript has 2 exons.
GUCUCUAAUUAAGAAAUACCAGAGAGAAAUUUCUGUUCUCAAACUAGAACUUGAUCAACUAAAAAAGGGAAUGCUAGUUGGUGUCAGUCAUGAGGAGAUUAUGACCUUAAAGCAGAAGGUUUUUAGCUUUGUCUGAUGUUCAUUUCAUCUUGUGAUUAAUACGGGCUUUUGUGAUUGUCUAACCAUAUUUUCUUAUGUAUUAUUCGGUUACAUGUGUACUUGGAAGAAGGUCAAGUGAAAAUGCAGUCAAGAUUAGAAGAAGAGGAGGAUGCCAAGGCUGCUCUUAUGAGUAGGAUUCAGAGGCUAACCAUACUCAUUUUGGUUUCUUCAAAGAAUGCAAUUCCUGGAUAUCUGACUGAAGCUCCUAACCACCAGCGAAGUCACUCUUUUGGCGAGGAAGAUAAACUUGAUGCCUUUCGGGAUGGUAUGUUGAUCGAAAGUGAAAGUAAAAAAGAUACUUCUACAGUGUUAUCACAUCCGUUUCAUGAUGGUAGACAUAAAAGAUCAUCAAGUAGAUGGAAUGAUGAAUUAUCCCCAACUAGCAAUGCUAUUACUGAAUCAACACAAGCUGGUGAUCAGCAAAACAAAUCUGGCAGCAGUAAGUUCAUUUCCUAA